Molecule: messenger RNA, 2427 nt
Organism: Anolis sagrei ordinatus
Lineage: Eukaryota; Metazoa; Chordata; Lepidosauria; Squamata; Anolidae
Source: RefSeq, a predicted model, not a curated record
UGCACAGGUGUCUUGACAAUUUUCUUUUAUCUUAGGACAUCCAUCUGAGAUCUACAUUGCUCCAAGAAAACGUGACCUUCUCUGUAAGCAUCAUCACUGGCAGCAUCCUGAAGGCACUCCUUCUGCACAACCAGGGAGCGUCCCCCCGAGGGUCUUCUGCGCUUGGACCCCAUUGAGCCCCCCUUUGAGGCCAUGGACGGCCUCGCUCCAACGCUGCCCCUGACCGAGCAGAAGGCCAAUGUGGAGAAGGAGGCCCCGAACCUCCUGAAAAAUGCCUCCCGGCUCCCCGUCCCAGGCGUGCGUCCCAAGCGGCCGGCCACCUGUGAGAACGGACCCCCUGAGCCCCUUCAGAAACGCUUCCGGGGGGCUGGCCCCACCACGAAGAGGGAAGCCAUGACGGUGGCCACCUCCCGGCCAAGGCCCCCUCCUGUCGCCCCUGCACAGCGCAACCCCCCUGGGGGAGCAGGGCGACGCGGGUCAUCCUCUCAGCCAGGAGGAGGAAGCGGAGCUGCAGGUCCCGCUGCAGCAGCAACCCGCCGGGCAGGAGCAGCAGCGCCUUCCAAACCAGCCACCUUUCCUGCUUCCUCUGCUGCCGCUGCCACCGGCCUUGGCGGAGGGGGAGAGAGGAAGAGGCCCGCCUGGGACCUGAAGGGGCAGGUGAGUGACCUCCGGGCCAAGGUGGCCACCUACAGAGAGAAGCUGCAGGUGCUGAGCGAGGAGAACAAGACCCUCCAGCUCCAGGAGGCAGAGCUGCAGGCGGCACUGGGCAAGAGCACCGCCCAGGUGGAGGAGCUCAGCGGAAGGGCCAGUGCGUUGGCCUCGGAGCUGCAGGCCGGCCAGGAGGAGGCCAGGGAGAGCAGCCGGAAGAUUGCGGAGCUGGUGGCCAAGGAGCGGGACCUGGAGCACGUCGUCCGCAGCCAGGCCGUGGCCAUCGCGAAGCUGGAAGUGGUCAGCCGGGAGGCCACGGAGGCCAAGGUGGAGCUGACAGCCAGGUUAACAGCCAGAGAGUUGGAGCUUUCACGGACGGAGGCAGCCCUGGCCCAGCGGACGGAGCAGAAGGAGGCCCUGGAAGCCCGGGUAGCUGAGAUCGAGGAGAAGCUGCACGAGUCGGAGAUGGAGCGCCGGAUAUUGCACAACACGGUCCAGGAGCUGAAGGGCAACAUCCGUGUCUUCUGCCGUGUGCGCCCACUGCUGCCCUGCGAGAAAGAGACCCAGAGGGGCAUGGCCCACCUCCACUUCACGCCCGAUGAUCGGAAGGGCCUCGUCCUCUCCAAGGUGGAGGAGUCCCACGUCGGCCGGGAGCGCAAGGAGGACAUCAGUUAUGAGUUCCACUUCGACCGGGUCUUCCCACCGUCCAGCUCCCAGGCAGAGGUCUUUGAGGAGAUCUCCUUGCUGGUCCAAUCGGCCCUGGAUGGCUACCACGUCUGCAUCUUUGCCUACGGCCAGACGGGGAGCGGGAAGACCUACACCAUGGAGGGCCCCGAGGAGAUGGAGCCCCAGGACGUUGGCAUGAUCCCCCGGGCCGUGCGCCAGAUCUUCCAGGCCGCCAAGGAGAUGGAGGGCAAGGGGUGGAAGUACCACUUCACGGCCAACUUCCUGGAGAUCUACAACGAGACCCUGAGGGACCUUCUGGUGCUGCGGCCGGAGCAGAACGCGGAGCUGGAGAUCCGGAGGGUCAGCCAGCACACCGAGGAGCUCCAUGUCCCCAACCUCAGCUACAUCAAAGUCACCUCGGAGCAGGAGGUGCUGAGGCUGCUCCAGCGAGCCAAGGCCAACCGCUCUGUAGCCCGGACCAACCUGAACGAGCGCUCCUCCCGCAGCCACAGCCUCUUCCAGCUCCGCAUCGAGGGCCAGCACGCUGCCCGGGAGCUCCACACCUCCUCGGUGCUGAGCCUGGUGGACCUGGCCGGGAGCGAGCGGCUGGACAAGUCCUUCUCGACGGGGGAGCGCCUCAAGGAGACCCAGGCCAUCAACAGCAGCCUCUCCAACCUGGGCCUGGUCAUCACAGCCCUCAGCAACAAGGAAGCCCAUAUUCCUUACCGGAACAGUAAGCUGACUUACUUGCUGCAGAACUCCCUGGGAGGCAGCUCCAAGAUGCUCAUGUUUGUCAACAUCUCCCCCUUGGAGGAGAACUUUGGGGAGUCCCUCAGCUCCCUCCGAUUUGCCAGAAAAGUAAAUGAGUGUGUCAUCGGGACGGCAUCGGCCAACAGGAAAUGAGGGGCGGACGACGGAUGGCGGGACGGAUGGUGCCUUUGCCAGCAAAGAAGCGCUUUGGGGUCCAUGACUGGGGUGGGGGAGGGGUUGGUUGACCCCCACUCCCCAGUUUCUUAUUCCUUAUUCUCUUUCUGUGAUUAUUGGGGUGUGUGUGUUUUUUUAAUCUUUCUUACGCUGUUAUAAAAACAAAUGUUAAUAAACUUUGUGAAUAAA